AUGCCUUCAUACCUCAUCACAGGCGCCUCUCGUGGUCUCGGCUAUGAGUUCGCUCGCCAACUUGCCGCUAUUCCAGACAAUACGGUCAUCGGCAUGGCACGUAACAAGGACUCCACUCAGGCUCGCUUAGCCAGAGACGGUAUCACCAACGUCGUCAUCGUUCAGGCCGACAUUACAGAUCAAAAAGCUCUUACCGCUGCCUUCGAACAAGUCAAGACCAUCACCAAAGGCUCCCUAGAUGUACUCAUCAAUAAUGCCGCACUGGUCAGCGAUCGCAGCGCCUUCAUCACAUUGGUCGACGACGAGCCUGCCACGCUGGAAGAAGACCUCAUGUCCUCUUUCCGCGCGAAUGUCGUAGGUGUUGCGAACACCGUCAAUACCUUUCUACCACUCCUCCGCGCAGGACACGAAAAGAAAGUCGUUACCAUUUCGACCGGGAUGGCGGAUCUAGACUUUGUGAACCGCUUCAGCAUCCCCAUCGCCGCUCCCUACAGUAUCUCCAAGGCCGCCACCAACGCCCUCGUAGCCAAAUACAAUGCUACCCUUGGCCAAUCCGAAGGCCUCCUCUUCAUGGCGCUCAGUCCGGGGCUUGUUGACACGAGCGAAAGUAAGCAGCCGACUGAACAGGAGAUCGCUGGAGGUCAGGCAAUGGGCUCCAUGUUCCAGGAAUACGCGCCGGAUUUCAAGGGCCCAAUUACGCCUGAGCAGUCAGUGCAGAUGUGUUUGAAGGUCAUUGGAGCUGCUACCGUGGACACGUACGGUGGUGCGUUUCGUGUAGCGAAAUGA
Molecule: messenger RNA, 786 nt
Organism: Recurvomyces mirabilis
Lineage: Eukaryota; Fungi; Ascomycota; Dothideomycetes; Mycosphaerellales; Teratosphaeriaceae
Exons: 2
Coding region: 1-786 (261 amino acids)
Molecular function (GO): oxidoreductase activity, acting on the CH-OH group of donors, NAD or NADP as acceptor
Source: RefSeq, a predicted model, not a curated record